Molecule: messenger RNA, 5758 nt
Organism: Phymastichus coffea
Lineage: Eukaryota; Metazoa; Arthropoda; Insecta; Hymenoptera; Eulophidae
Gene: Als2
Product: alsin
Exons: 14
Coding region: 195-4889 (1564 amino acids)
Source: RefSeq, a predicted model, not a curated record
UAAAUCGUGUAUGAGAUACGCGGGUGAGUGGAAGCAAGUAUCUGGUGUGCAAGUUCAUUCAGCAAUGUUUUCGCGCGACGCCCAAUUGAUUAAAUGGCCAGGAGUGACGACAAUAUCGUCAACAAUAACGUGACAAGGAGCCGCGGCAACAGAUCAUCAGUAGCAGAGUCGCCAAUAGCAACUCGCGCGAGGUUAUGUCAUCCUCGUCGGAAAACCCCGUCGUCGACGUCGGUGCCGACAUCCCAUCUUCGUCUAUGCACUUAUGGCGAGGCCCAGAUAAGCUGUGCCUCAAUGCAGCUGCCGUCGACCAGCAACUCGAUGGACCACUUGCCAAACUCGUCACUGUUGGGGAUCGCAUUUUUCUUAUGACAACUACCUGUAGCCUCUACCAUGGAGAGGUUGUUACUGCCAGUGAAGGGGCUGAUUCAUCGCUGACUUUAUUGUCACUAAUUAAGAGCCAGCUCAGUGCUGUUGAUGUGGCUGCCAACAGUCAAUAUCUCUUUGUCGUAACCACUGAUGGUUGUGUGCACAAAAUCAACCCUCAAGAUCUUAAUAUUAUUGACUCUAUUGUUAUUAGAGAAGAUAUCAAAUACUGUAAUCAUGGUUGCAGACAGGGCAGUGAUAUAGCCAAAGUAAUAGCAAUAGCAGUUAAUGAUGAUUCUGCUUUAUUUGUAACAGAGAAUGGUCAGCUAUGGGCAAGUGGUGACCAACCCCAAAUUGACAUUAAAUCUCAGGAACCUAAGAAAGUAAUUUUUUUCGACGGUAGAAUUGUUUCAGAUGUAGCAUGUGGAUCUAAUUUUUAUGUAGUUUUAGUAAGAAAGCUAUCUCAAGUUUCAAAAGAUGAUGUAGACAGUGAGGCUGACGUGCAAGAAAUUUUUGUCAAAUCAUGUUCUCAGUGCCUCAGUAAUAUAAUGCCAAGUUCGAUGAGUGUUACUUCAUCAGAUACUGGUCCCAUAGCUGAUGUUCGCAGAUGCAGCGAUGGUUACUCCGUUAAUUCAAUAAGUGCAUUGUCGAGUACAAGUAAAGAAGACGUCUUUCAAUCUAUCAUGGAAGAAAAAAUUAUCCCAAAUUCAAUCAAUGUGAAUUCAAAUGGAGAUAUAUGUGAAAAUGAAGUACUUGAAUCUGAUAAAGAUGCAAAAAAAAAUGUGAUUCUGAUUAAUACAGAGGCAGCGAGACAAUUUCUUACGAGACAACUGUCUUGGGUAUCAUCGUAUGGCAGUACAAAAGACGAUAUUCAGUUAGAUACUAUAGACAAUCCUACAAGUCUCAUUAAACAAAAUGUGUCAAAUAUGGCCAAUUUAGUUUAUGAAGGAGUGAAAACAGUGGGUGAUAAGGUUGUGACGUUGUCGAGACACGUCAGUGGUAGUUCUGACGUGAACGACGUGAAAGAUGAUUUAAGUGAUAACUUUGAAGAAUUAGGCAUAGAAGAAUCAAAGAGAACUGCAGGCAGUUUAAUAAAUAGUUUACGCUGUGAUGACAUACCUUGGUCAUCGAGUGGAGGCUCAUCGGAGCACGAACUGGUGGAAAAACGAUUGAACGAGAAAAUAAGUUUAUUAAUUAAAACUGGUAACAGCGCACUGUCGACCGAAGUAUGGACAUGGGGUGACGUUAAGUACGGACAAUUAGGUGUAGGAGAUAUAAUUAAUAGGCCGCGUCCACGCGAAGUGACUAUCCUCAAUCGUUGCGGAAUCAAAAAAAUCGCAUGUGGUGCUUAUCAUACCCUGGCGCUAACACUGGACGGCCGAGUAUUUGCCUGGGGUAGGAACAAUUUUAUGCAAGUUGCACACUGUUCGCAAGUCGAUCAAAAAUCUCCGCAGCUGUUUUCUUCCAAUUUUUUCAUACGCUUGUCGCCCAAAGAGCGAGCAAAAGAUAUUGCAACUGGCAGCGAUCACAGCUUGAUAAUGACAGAUCAAAAGAUUUUUUUAAUGGGAAAACACAAAUCUUCCGGUGUAAUGUCAACGUUGGAAUUACCAGAUAUAAAAGAUUGUCUUUUAAAAAAUAUCUUUUGUUCAGAUAACUACAGCUGUUGCACGGUAACAAAGGAAUUAGUACGCGAAAUAUCAGAUAUUCUGAUAGAGCAACAAAUAUUUUUAGAGGAAACGCUAUUUGUGCAUCGGAACUUAAUAAUGCCUUUUCAGAAAAAAAGUGGAACUAUUCGCGAAGUGAACGUUUAUGAUACACUUUGCCGCUGUUACGGCGAAUUUUUGAGCGUGAAUGUUUUGAAUGUGCGUAGCUUAUGGGAUUGUUAUAAUCGCAUUAUCGAAUCUCACGAGAUCGUCAUAAUCGCGAAUGCUGACGAAUUUAUCGGUGUUUAUCGAGCGUAUUUGAACGCAGUUUGUGAUAUCAUCGCUUCGAGUGGAUUCACACAAAUCGCAAAGCUGAUUGACGUACUUGAAGUACUUUCCACCGUUUUCAAAGACAAAAUAAAUGCAGGCAGUGUUAAUCUAACUAAUGAAACAAUUAUUGCAUUUGUUUUACAGUAUCCUGUGCGGCAUUUGAAUAGGUAUAUAAAUAUAAUACAAAGUAUAAUUAAAAUGGAUAAUAGAAAUAUACGGACAGAACACUUACAAGAGGUCUUAAGUAAAUGGGAAAACUUAUCGAAAGAACAAACUAAACGCUUACAAGAAGCUGAAAGUACAAAAUCCUUUUGGGAAGGUUCCGGCAAAAUCGUAGAACAAUUCCGAACUCCCGAAAGACGUAUGGUUAGAGAAUCUUUCUCGCACCAUAUUUCUUUAUUUAACUCUAGCAGAUUUUCGUCACAUUGGUUUAUUCUGCUUAGCGACGUUUUUAUUCACAUUAGCGGCACUACUUAUACUGCACACCGUUUACCUUUAUUAUGGGUGGAAAUGCUACCAGAUUCAGAUGCAUUACAGAAUGCCAUAUCGAUAACAACACCAGAAGACAGUUUUAUACUUUAUACACCAACAGCAGCUGAUCGCAGCGAGUGGUAUUUCGCAUUUCAAACUACUAUUAAAAAUAGUCUUCAAAGAUCUGCUAGUCAUAUGCCUCCGCAAAUACGAACUGGCUCUUUUUCGUUUACGAAGCAUCCCGUAUAUAAGGAUGCCAGUUACACUGGACAAUGGUUAAAAGGAAAACUUAAUGGAUCUGGAAAGUUGGAAUGGGCCGAUAAUCGUAUGUACAUUGGUCAAUUUAAUAAAGGUGCAAUACAUGGUACAGGUCGAAUGGAAAUGCCUACUCAAGGUGUUUAUGAAGGACAGUGGAAAGAUGGUUUGCAAAAUGGAUAUGGAAUUAUGAAUUACAUAAACGGCGAUGUUUACGAAGGAUACUUCAAAGACAAUUUACCGCACGGGCAUGGGAUGAAAAAAGAAGGUCACUUCAUGGCUUCUGUUGCCUCGGUUUACAUAGGCGAAUGGUCUUCCGGUGUCAAACAAGGAUAUGGUGUUAUAGAUGAUAUAAAAACUGGCGAAAAGUAUUUGGGAUCAUGGAACAACAAUGUUAAACACGGCAAUGGACUGAUAGUUACAUUAGACGGAAUAUAUUACGAGGGAAUGUUUGUCCAAGAUGUAUUUAUGGGCCAUGGAAUCAUGGUUCUUGAAGAUGGAACUCAUUACGAAGGAGAGUUCAAAGCCGUUGGAGUUUUCGGUGGAAAAGGGAUUUUGACUUUCUGUAAUGAAGAAAAACUAGAGGGAAACUUCAGUGGCGCAUGGGACGAGGGAGUGAAAGUUACAGCGACGCUGCACAUAAAUAACAAAAUAAGUGGAAAAUCAUCAAAAGAACCACUAUCCUUUGGCAAGUUGUGCACUCCACCGGACCAAAAGUGGAAGGCAAUAUUCCAUCAAUUUUAUAUGCAAUUGGGUAUUCCUGAAAUGAAUAACAAUACAAACUCCAAAAACCCGUCGACACACCAAAUAGAGACUCAAAAGUUAUGGAGCAACGUUGCAGCUAUUAUAUCCAAAUCGCAACGUAAUCGUCAAAAACGCCAAAACUUUAAUUGUAAUGCCAUGAACUGUAGCCUUAAUUCCUCUUACAAUCAGCUCAACGAAGUAGAGGACAAUGAUCAACUACAUAAAAUUUUAUACUUUGGACACGAAAAGUUGACUCUGCCGGCUUACAAUCAGAUACACAAAUAUCUAACUCGAGCCUUCGAGAGUCCCCAUCAUCCUCUUGGUACUUUGCUCAAUGAGCUUGCGGCUGUGUACACGGCAACUUACGGUGGUGUUCGCGUACAUCCGCUUCUCCUGAAGCACGCAGUUUCAGAGCUGACAAGCAUUACAACGAGGAUAUACGAAGCUGUAACUUUGUUCUUUCCCGCGUUGCCAAAAGCUUCCGAACAGAGUUUAUUUAAACUCAACGACGACGAUGAUGAAUGCAACGAAGAAAAAGUAAUAAGCGCAGCCGCUAUACUUCAUCCUAUCUUACUGCCGCGCGUUUAUUCCGCCUUAUUUGUACUUUACGCUCUUCAUAAUAAGAAAAAGGACGACGCUUACUGGGAACGACUAAUCAAGUGGAACAAACAACCUAAUAAUACACUAUUAGCUUUCUUAGGCAUUGAUCAGAAAUUUUGGAAAAGUUUUGAUUCAGCCGAUAAUGACACAUUUCUCAACGAAGCAAUCGAAACUCUGCAACAAUUGAAAACUACUUUUUCUGCGGUUGAAAAGUUAAUAGUUAUUAGAAAUACUCAUUACCAAAUCGAACAGGCAAUACAAAAACGUUUGAAUGAAAACUACAAAUUACCUGCUGAUCAAUUGAUACCGAUAUUUUACUUUGUUGUUAUUAGAGCAAGUGUCUUGCAGUUAGGUAGUGAAAUACAUUUUAUAACCGAUUUCAUGGAAUCUUACUUGACGAAUGGGCAAUUCGAUUAUGUCUUGACAACAGUGAUGGGCAUUUAUGGCCAUAUAUUAAAAGAGAAAAUCGCGAUUGAUGAGUAGGCUUGCAUCGGAAAUGUUCUUUGAUUUGCUGAAAUACGUCAACUUGAUGUCUUGGUCUUUCAUCUGUGCAAAUGUAAUACUCGUAGAUAUAAAUAAUUAAAUAAGGAAAGAAGUCACAAACAAUCAAAAUUAUUUAAUGUUUAAAAAUUAUAUAACUUCUUAUGCAAUAUACUCGAUAUUUAAACCCUUGCCAUUGUGUGUGUAAAGACACACACACACUCGCGCGCGCGCACGAGUAGGAUUUUGAAAAUUGUAUAUAUAAUAUUUAUGAUAUUGUUAAAAGCAAUAUAGUCUAUGGAUUGUCGCUCAAACUAUUUUUCUCUCACGUUCCAUGAAUCAUGAGUGAGCAAUGUUGCACAAACAUUAUGACAUACCUGCCUCGAUGUAGUCAUGUAACCUAACAUUCCACAUAUACCGAUUAAUAAAUCUGUUAAAUUGUCUUGUUUUAUUUAAUUUAUAUUGUUAAGUUAAAAUGAAUGUAUGUAUAUAAAUGAAAAAAAAAUACUCUCACCAGUAAUGAUAAUCCAAAGAUUUAACACAGAUUUCUUGAUUAAAUAAAUGAUUCAACCUUAAAAAUUCAUGAAUAAAUAUUUAUUCGCACAUAUUACUUGUCUACAAUAUUCACUACGCAUAUGUUAACAGUCGUUAUUUUAGAGUUGUAAAAACGUAGCAAAUGCUUAGAUAUUCAGUAUUUGGCUUUUUUAUAUAUUAUUUCACAAUGGUUUUGGACCUAUGUAUACAAUGCCAUUGGAAAAAGAUUUUCUUUUAAGCAAUUUUCAAUGCUGAAUACGUCAAUUCCACAUGAUACAAACACAUUAUUCAUUUUCUUCAUUGAAUAUAAAAAAAAGGAAGAUGACAAGGUUUUAGCA